Molecule: messenger RNA, 1611 nt
Organism: Puma concolor (puma)
Lineage: Eukaryota; Metazoa; Chordata; Mammalia; Carnivora; Felidae
Gene: RPS6KB1
Product: ribosomal protein S6 kinase B1
Biological process (GO): protein phosphorylation; signal transduction
Molecular function (GO): ATP binding; protein serine/threonine kinase activity
Source: RefSeq, a predicted model, not a curated record
AGCAGCGGCGGUGGUUGCGGCGGGUCCGGGCCCAUGAGGCGACGACGGAGGCGGGACGGCUUUUACCCAGCGCCGGACUUCCGAGACAGGGAAGCUGAGGACAUGGCAGGAGUGUUUGACAUAGACCUGGACCAGCCAGAGGACGCGGGCUCUGAGGAUGAGCUGGAGGAGGGGGGUCAGUUAAAUGAAAGCAUGGACCAUGGGGGAGUUGGACCAUAUGAACUUGGCAUGGAACAUUGUGAGAAAUUUGAAAUUUCGGAAACUAGUGUGAACAGAGGGCCAGAAAAAAUCAGACCAGAAUGUUUUGAGCUACUUCGGGUACUUGGUAAAGGGGGCUAUGGAAAGGUUUUUCAAGUACGGAAAGUAACAGGAGCAAAUACUGGGAAAAUAUUUGCCAUGAAGGUGCUUAAAAAGGCAAUGAUAGUAAGAAAUGCUAAAGAUACAGCUCAUACAAAAGCAGAACGGAAUAUUCUGGAGGAAGUAAAGCAUCCCUUCAUUGUGGAUUUAAUUUAUGCCUUUCAGACCGGUGGAAAACUCUACCUCAUCCUUGAGUAUCUCAGCGGAGGAGAAUUAUUUAUGCAGUUAGAAAGAGAAGGAAUAUUUAUGGAAGACACAGCCUGCUUUUACUUGGCAGAAAUCUCCAUGGCUUUGGGGCAUUUACAUCAAAAGGGGAUCAUCUACAGAGACCUGAAGCCGGAGAAUAUCAUGCUAAAUCACCAAGGUCAUGUGAAACUAACAGACUUUGGACUAUGCAAGGAAUCUAUUCAUGAUGGAACAGUCACACACACAUUUUGUGGAACAAUAGAAUACAUGGCCCCUGAAAUCUUGAUGAGAAGUGGCCACAAUCGUGCUGUGGAUUGGUGGAGUUUGGGAGCAUUAAUGUAUGACAUGCUGACUGGAGCACCCCCGUUCACUGGGGAGAAUAGAAAGAAAACAAUUGACAAAAUCCUCAAAUGUAAACUCAAUUUGCCUCCCUACCUCACACAAGAAGCCAGAGAUCUGCUUAAAAAGCUGCUGAAAAGAAAUGCUGCUUCUCGUCUUGGAGCUGGUCCUGGGGAUGCUGGAGAAGUUCAAGCUCAUCCAUUCUUCAGGCAUAUUAAUUGGGAAGAACUGCUGGCUAGGAAGGUGGAACCCCCUUUUAAACCUCUGUUGCAAUCUGAGGAGGAUGUGAGUCAGUUUGAUUCAAAGUUUACACGUCAGACACCUGUUGACAGCCCAGAUGACUCAACUCUCAGUGAAAGUGCCAACCAGGUCUUUCUGGGUUUUACAUAUGUUGCUCCAUCUGUACUUGAAAGUGUGAAAGAAAAAUUUUCCUUUGAACCAAAAAUCCGAUCACCUCGAAGAUUUAUUGGCAGCCCACGAACACCUGUCAGCCCAGUCAAAUUUUCUCCUGGGGAUUUCUGGGGAAGAGGUGCUUCAGCCAGCACAGCAAAUCCUCAGACACCUGUGGAAUAUCCAAUGGAAACAAGUGGAGUAGAGCAGAUGGAUGUGACGAUGAGUGGGGAAGCUUCAGCACCACUUCCCAUACGACAGCCGAACUCUGGGCCAUACAAAAAACAAGCUUUUCCCAUGAUCUCCAAACGACCAGAGCACCUACGUAUGAAUCUAUGA